Messenger RNA from Myxocyprinus asiaticus (Chinese sucker), 5327 nucleotides. Its product is annotated as unconventional myosin-VI. Gene Ontology annotation, biological process: inner ear auditory receptor cell differentiation; vesicle transport along actin filament; actin filament organization. NCBI's taxonomy places the organism in Eukaryota, Metazoa, Chordata, Actinopteri, Cypriniformes, Catostomidae. Gene Ontology annotation, molecular function: actin filament binding; microfilament motor activity; ATP binding. Gene Ontology annotation, cellular component: actin cytoskeleton; myosin complex; cytoplasm. The record is from RefSeq and is a predicted model, not a curated record. Bases 148 to 3906 code for a protein of 1252 amino acids. The transcript is spliced from 32 exons.
CUUCAGUCUGGAGUCGGACACUGAGAGGAAGGACAGCGGCAGCUUUGGAAAAGGGAAAAUUAAAUAAACAUCGAGGGAAUCUGUCACCGCCAACCGGGACAUUGUCGCUGCUUUUACAGGACUUACACAUACUAGCUGCGGGGUGCAAUGGAGGAUGGGAAGCCUGUGUGGGCGCCCCACCCAACCGAUGGGUUCCAGCUGGGCAUAAUAGUGGACAUUGGUGCAGACACACUCACCAUAGAACCUCUCAGUCAGCGAGGAAAGACCUUCCUGACUCCCAUCAACCAAGUCUUCCCUGCUGAGGACGAUGUGAACAAACACAUGGAAGACAACUGUUCUCUUAUGUAUUUGAACGAGGCCACACUUCUGAACAACAUUCGUAUCCGUUACAGCAAAGAUUUGAUCUAUACAUUUGUGGCCAACAUCCUGAUUGCCGUGAACCCGUAUUUCGACAUCCCUAAACUCUAUACUCCAGAGUCCAUCAAGAACUAUCACGGAUGCUCUUUGGGGACACUGCCUCCUCAUGUCUUCGCUAUCGCGGAUAAAGCCUACAGAGACAUGAAGGUUCUGAAGAUGAGUCAGUCCAUCAUUGUGUCUGGAGAAUCUGGUGCUGGAAAAACAGAAAACACAAAGUUUGUUCUCAGGUAUUUAACCACAUCUUAUGGCACAGGUCAGGAUAUUGAUGAGAGGAUUGUUGAAGCCAACCCCUUACUUGAGGCUUUUGGAAAUGCAAAAACGGUCAGGAACAACAACAGCAGCCGUUUUGGAAAAUUUGUAGAAAUUCACUUUAAUGAGAAGAAUACAGUUGUGGGCGGAUUUGUCUCACACUACCUGUUGGAGAAGUCUCGGAUUUGCAUGCAGAGCCAGGAAGAGCGAAACUAUCAUAUAUUUUACAGACUCUGUGCAGGGGCAUCAGAGGACAUCAGGAAUAUGCUUCAUCUCAACUCUCCGGACAAUUUCCGGUAUUUGAAUGGCGGCUGCACACGAUACUUUGCAAACAAGGACUCGGAUAAACAGAUCAUGCAAAACAGGAAAAGUGCUGAGCAUGGGAAAGUGGGGGCUCUGAAAGACCCUUUGCUGGAUGACCUGGGAGACUUCAACAGGAUGGUGGUGGCCAUGAAGAAAAUCGGCCUGGAUGACACAGAGAAGCUCAAUCUCUUCAGAGUGGUGGCUGGAGUCCUUCAUCUCGGCAAUAUCGAUUUUGAGGAGACAGGAAGCACCUCUGGUGGCUGCAUUCUGAAGAAACAGUCCAGUCAGACUCUGGAAUACUGUGCUGAGCUGUUGGGCCUGGACCAGGAUGACUUGAGAGUCAGCCUCACCACCAGGGUCAUGCUCACCACUGCAGGGGGCGCCAAAGGCACAGUCAUAAAGGUGCCUCUGAAGGUGGAACAGGCCAACAAUGCCCGCGAUGCCCUCGCCAAAACAGUUUACAGCCGGCUCUUUGAUCAUGUGGUCAAACGGGUUAACCAGUGCUUUCCCUUUGAUACAUCCUCCAACUUCAUCGGCGUGUUGGACAUCGCUGGCUUUGAGUAUUUCGAGCACAACAGCUUCGAGCAAUUCUGCAUCAACUAUUGUAAUGAAAAACUACAGCAGUUUUUUAAUGAACGCAUACUGAAGGAGGAGCAAGAGCUGUAUCAGAAGGAAGGCCUGGGAGUGAAUGAAGUUCAUUAUGUGGAUAAUCAGGACUGCAUAGAUCUGGUUGAGGCAAAGUUGGUGGGUAUCUUGGAUAUUCUGGAUGAGGAGAACCGUCUUCCCCAGCCCAGUGAUCAGCACUUUGCAGAGGCGGUUCACAGCAAGCACAAAGAUCAUUUCCGUCUCAGUGUGCCCAGGAAAUCCAAGCUUACAAUCCAUAGAAAUUUGAGAGAUGACGAAGGUUUCAUCAUAAGACAUUUUGCUGGUGCUGUGUGCUAUGAGACUACCCAGUUUGUGGAGAAGAAUAAUGAUGCCCUCCACAUGUCCUUGGAGAGCCUGGUGUGUGAGUCGAAGGACAAGUUUAUCCGGGAUCUCUUUGAGAACAACUCCAAUUUCAAGGACUCCAAGCAGAAGGCUGGCAAACUCAGCUUUAUCAGUGUGGGAAACAAAUUCAAGACCCAGCUGAACCUUCUACUUGAAAAACUUCGCAGUACGGGCUCUAGUUUCAUCCGCUGUGUAAAGCCCAAUCUAAAGAUGGUCAGCCACCAGUUUGAAGGAGCCCAGAUUCUGUCUCAGCUGCAGUGCUCUGGCAUGGUAUCAGUGCUGGACCUGAUGCAGGGCGGCUUCCCUUCCCGAGCUCCAUUCCACGAGCUCUACAACAUGUACAAGCAAUACAUGCCCAGCAAACUCACAAGACUUGAUCCUCGACUCUUCUGCAAAGCUCUGUUUAAAGCACUGGGCCUAAACGAGAACGAUUACAAGUUUGGAUUGACCCGGGUUUUCUUCCGCCCUGGAAAGUUUGCAGAGUUUGACCAGAUCAUGAAGUCUGAUCCGGAGCACCUGGCUGAGCUUGUAAAACGGGUCAAUAAGUGGCUGGUGUGUAGCCGCUGGAAGAAGAUCCAGUGGUGCUCGCUGUCAGUCAUUAAAUUGAGAAACAAAAUGAAGUACAGGGCUAGAGCCUGCAUCAAAAUUCAAAAGACAGUUCGCAUGUGGCUGUGCAAAAGACGACACAAGCCUCGCAUUGAUGGCCUGGUGAAGGUGAAAAAUUUGAGGAAUAGGAUGGAGAAGUUCAACGAGGCUGUGAAUGGACUCAAGGAGGGCAAACAGGAAAUGAGCAAACAGGUCGAGGAUCUGGCCACCUCCACCGACGGCCUCAUGUCCAAGAUCAAGUCCACGGUGAUGAGCCGCAAGGAGAUCGAUCAGGAAUACGAGGGCCUGGUGAAACGCUCAGAGCAGCUCCUCUCCUCCAUGCAGAAGAAGAAACAGGAGCAGGAGGAGACGGAGAGACUCAAGCACAUCCAGGAGGACAUGGAGAAGGAGAGGAAGAGACACGAGGAAGAAGAGCAGUUGCGCAAACAGGAGGAAGAGGACCGCCGCAUGAAAGCUGAGAUGGAGCAGAAGAGGAAACAAGAGGAGGAGGAGAGAAAGAAAAGAGAAGAGGAAGAGCGAGUCAUGCAGACGGAACUGGAGAUGCAGCUGGCAUUGGAGCGAGAGGAAGAGACUCAGAGGCAGGCCGUGUUGGAACAGGAGAGGAGGGACAGAGAGUUGGCCAUGAGAAUCGCUCAGAGCGAGGCAGAACUCAUCCAGGAUGAAGCCCAAAUGGACCCCAGCCUGCGCAGGGGUGUGCAGGUGCAGGCCAACAAGGUGGUAUCUGAGGUGAAGAAAUAUGACCUAAGCAAGUGGAAGUACGCCGAGCUGCGAGACGCCAUCAACACCUCCUGUGAUAUAGAGCUGCUGGCAGCAUGCCGCGAGGAAUUUCAUCGUCGUCUGAAGGUUUACCACGCCUGGAAAUCAAAGAACAAGAAACGAAACACAGAUACAGAGAUGAGAGCCCCGAAAUCGGUCACUGACUACGCUCAGCAGAACCCUGCUCCACCCAUCCCAGCUCGGCAGGAAGAGAUCACAAUGAACCGACAACAACGUUACUUCCGCAUUCCCUUCAUCCGCCCUGCUGACCAGUACAAAGACCCUCAGAACAAGAAGAAGGGCUGGUGGUAUGCUCAUUUUGAUGGACCCUGGAUUGCCCGGCAGAUGGAGCUUCAUCCAGACAAGCAGCCAAUCCUCUUGGUAGCAGGUAAGGAUGACAUGGAGAUGUGUGAGCUAAGUCUAGAGGAGACCGGGCUUACACGAAAGCGUGGAGCAGAGAUUCUGCCACGGCAGUUUGAAGAGAUCUGGGAGCGCUGUGGAGGAAUCCAAUACCUGAGAAAUGCCAUCGAAAGCAAGCAAGCUCGACCCACCUAUGCGACUGCCAUGCUCCAGAAUCUCCUCAAAUAAAGAUAAUCCAUUUCUCCUUAUAGGUUCACAAUGUCUAUGCACAUCUAGAAUAAAUAGUAAAGAUAGUGAAGAUAGUAGAUAGUAAAGCUGUGUAGCUAAAACAAAGGGCUUUUCUUCAUGGUGGGCUUUCAGAUGUUUUUCACCAGAGGCUUUUUAAACUUAUUAGUAAAGCGAACUCUAGUGAAAGUGAUUGCUGUCCGAUUUACUGUUUGUUUGUAGUUUGUUAUUAAUUUUGCUGUGAACUUAGAAACAGUUUUCAUACAAAUCUGAGCCUUGCUUGAACCUGUUGCUCAGCGAUGCCUUAAGAUUCUCAGACCAGAUUUAUAUCUCAUUUAAUAGGAAUGUUAUUAGAAAAUCACACCUGCUUAAACCUAAUAUGAAAUUGAAAAAAAAAUGCUUAUACUGUAAAUACCAAUACCAAGUAAUAAUCUUUAUGAAAGACCUAGUUACAAAUCUUUGCGAUAGACAAUUCAAUAAAACUUCACUAAAACAAUUCAUGGCACAUGCUUUGUCCUUAUUCAGUCUCAUUAUUGUUAAACUUAAAUCUCAUUAUAGGACUUGCACUUAAAUGGCCAUUUAAUAUAGUCAAAGUAACUAUAAUCUAUUCAGAUCAUGAUGGUAAAGGCUAAAGAGUAACAUGCACUGGAAUACAUUACGUUUUGUCCUUUGUAAAUGAGGUAAUAGAUCUUGCUGUACAAGAUAUCUGCAGUGUCACUUCCUAAAAUUGCACCAUUCAUAAUUGCCUUUACAUAUACUUGAUUAUUUAUUAAUUUUGUAAAUGCAUUUCAAAGCAGCUUAAGUUCAUAAAGAAUUAGUCACUGCUGUCAUGCAUGGUUUUUCUUAGCGAUUUUGUACUUAAAUCAUAUGGUAAUAUGCUAAAGGACAGAUUCAUUUCUAUUUAGUGAAGUGAUAAUGGCACCAUUGUUAAUGAUUUGCUGUGAAUUCUGUGGUGUGUGUGGUAGAUUUCAGUUGACCUCUUAUUUUUACAUUUAUUUAUAUACCAACUCAAGGAAAUGUUUAGAUUAAAUUAGCUUGUAAUCUUAUGUGUCUUGUUAUGCUGUUUGCUGGCUUUGUUUUAGCUCAUUUUGAUUAAAAAUAAUGGAAAUGGCAAUAACAUUCCAAACACAUUCGUUUGAAAAAAGUGGCGUAGACAGAAUUGCUGCAUUUGAAUUUGCAAUCAUUAUUCAGACUUAUUUAUAUAUAUGCUGAUAGUUUUCUCCAUUUACAUGCUUUGAGCCCUUUCUAAAUGAACUAAAGUCAUUUCAAACUGUCAAUUCAUGAAUAUUGUAAUUGUUAAUUAUUUGUUUCUUGUCUGUCAAUUUAUCUUUUUUGUGUUUGGGUUAAAUACACUCUGAUUUUCUCAUUUUUGACUGGCAACUCUUGCUCCAAUCACUGUGCUAGAUCAGAAUAAACACAUUCCA